This is a messenger RNA of Dovyalis caffra, 357 nucleotides long. The record is from the annotation of a GenBank genome assembly. Lineage: Eukaryota; Viridiplantae; Streptophyta; Magnoliopsida; Malpighiales; Salicaceae.
AUGGCGAAUUUGGUACAGAAUUCGGGCAAGGCACAGGACCAGAUAUCUAGCUUUGCUAAAAAAUGCAAUCUUUUGAGCCAGUACUUGAAGGAGAGAGGGAGUUUUGGAGACAUCAGCCUUGGAAUAAAUGGAAAGGCGCCUGAAGUUACAGGUCCUGAAACUUCUGGUUCACCAGCAACAACAUUGAAUCUAUUCACCAACGCGGAAAAUUCAUCUGAUCCCAUCACUUCAAGACAGAAAGCUUUGGAAUCUGCAAACAUGGCGAAAUCCGUGGAUUUAUUUCCUCAGUUUGUGGGUUUUGGUCCUUCGAAUUCUACUGAAGGCGCCAUUAACAAGGCUGAUGAUCACUUGAGGUAA